Molecule: messenger RNA, 2146 nt
Organism: Exserohilum turcica Et28A
Lineage: Eukaryota; Fungi; Ascomycota; Dothideomycetes; Pleosporales; Pleosporaceae
Exons: 2
Biological process (GO): positive regulation of transcription by RNA polymerase II
Cellular component (GO): nucleus
Molecular function (GO): zinc ion binding; DNA-binding transcription factor activity, RNA polymerase II-specific; transcription cis-regulatory region binding
Source: RefSeq, a predicted model, not a curated record
AAUGCCCAUCUUUAAUUACGAGCAGCCCGGUCGAGCCCUGCCAUCCUGUCCCUUUCGAAUCGUCCCGUCGCGCCUUAGUCGUUAUUGCCGCAUCGUUUACGGCCUUGCUUCAUAUACCACGGCUCUGGGUACCUCGACCGCCCAUGUCCUCCUCGUCCCCUCCCACAGCCACCACCACGACCAAGCACUCGACCGCCAUGGUAGGCACCGCGACCGCCGCCGCCAAUGCUGCAAAGCAGCAGGCUUCCAAAAUGCAUCGCCGCUCACGCACAGGGUGCUUCACAUGUCGCCUGCGACGGAAGAAGUGCGACGAGGGAAAGCCCUCGUGCCGCGCCUGCAAGCACCUCGGCCUCAAGUGCGAGUACAAGCGGCCCAUGUGGUGGAGCAACAAUGAGCAGCGCCGCGGCCAGAAGGAGCUCAUCAAAAGCAUUAUCAAGCGCACCAAGCUCAACGAGAAGACGGCACAGGGCAGUGCCAUGACCACAAACACCCCCCCAAGCCUGUGCCAUUCGAUGCAGACUGCAGACACCUUCUCCGACGGCGUCAGCUGUACACGGGCGCCUUCUGUCGACUCGCAAAACUCGCUCGACUACACCUUCAACCCUGCUGCCGCUGCUGCUGCUGCUGCCGCCGCCGCCGCCUCCAUCGACUUCUACAACGCGGCCAUGCCCCCGCCCAGCUUCCCGCCCAGCUUCGCCCAUCCGGGCCACUAUGUCCCAUACGACAUUGACAUCAAGACGGAGAGCCAGAUGUUCAUCAACGACAUUCCCACUCGCCGCGACUCGACAAUCUCGUCGUACAGCCACUACCAAACCCCUCCCGUCUACCCACCAGACAACUGGAUCCAGCAGGACUACUUUGAGCGCCGCGAAUCCUUCACUGAGGAGCCUCUCGACUUUCCCAUCUUUGAAUACAACACAUAUGGCACCUUCAGCCCCUCGCACCAGCCGUCGAUCCAGGUGGACGACUGCGACCGACAUCUGCUCAGCCACUUCCUGGAAAGCAUCAUGCCAUCCGCUUUUCCUGUCCUGGAAACAAACCAGCCUGGUGCAGCGCAGCGCGAUGUCAUCAUCCCUGCGCUCGAGACCAACAAGGCAUACCUGCACUGCUGCAUGAGCAUCUCUGCACUACACAUGAAGACCACUCAGGGGCUUACGGGCGAGCAGAUUGACCAAGACAUCCAGCGACACCGCGGUGAAACCGUUCAACAGCUUACCGCAGCCCUCUACAGCGACAGCAACCACGGCCAGACACUCGAGGCAGCGCUCGGCAUGAUCUUUUUCCAGUGCUCCGUCGGCCGGUUCAACGACGGUCUCAUGGACAUCCCAUGGCACGGCCACUUUGAAGCAGUGCAGAACCUUGUCCACAGGCUCGAUCUCCCUGCGCAGAUGAUUGCCAUGAACGGACAGGCGCAUGUGCAGCCUCCCUUCAACAUGACACUGGCUUCGUGGAUUGACAUUCUCGGCGCCACCAUGCUGGGCAGGACGCCAUCGUUUGCCGACACGUACCGGGAGAAGCUCAUUGCAGACGCAUCAUCCGGCCUGGCAGAGCUCAUGGGAUGCGAAGACCGCAUCAUGUACCUCAUCUCGGAGAUUGCGUGCCUCGAAGCGCUCAAGAACGAGAACAUGGACGUGUGCCAGCUCUGCCAACACAUCAAGCUGCUGGGCGAACAGAUCAGCCUCACUGAGCCGCCCCAGGGCUCGCUCAACAGCGCCUACACGUCAACAGGCGAAAUUCUCCCCAGGCAGCUUCGCCGCAACAUGACUGCAGUGUACCGCCUAGCCGCGCGCAUCUACCUCUGCAGCCUAGUGCCGGACUUUGAUCGCACGUCGCCGACGUUUGUCAACCUCGUCAGCGCUCUCUGCAAGGCCAUAGAGUACAUCCCCGCCGGCCCAGAGGGAUUCGACCGCGCCCUGGUCUGGCCACUGCUGGUCGCUGGCUCCAUUUCGGUGCCGCAGUCUGGCUUCCGCAACAUGUUUGCUGAGCGUUCGGCCAUGCUGGGCGAGGCGGCAAACUUUGGAUCGUACGGCCGGGUCAAGAACCUCCUCGAGGAAGUGUGGCGGGUCAACGACGAAAACCUUGCAAAGGGCAACACCCAGAGUGUCCACUGGCGGGACAUGAUGCGACAGAAGAACUGGGACUGUAU